AUUGGUAGGAAUACAGAAUUGUAAUGUCAACACUGCUUUAUUUUUUAUAUAUCUUUCUUUCUUCCGGUUGCCAACACCAAGGCAAGAUGCGUUCCGUCACAUUGAAGGAUGUUGAACAGGACAAGGUCGUCAAGACCGUAGCUGCCCAUCUGAAGAAGACGGGUAAGGUCAAGGUGCCAGAACACAUGGAUCUGGUGAAGACCGGUCGUUUCAAGGAGCUGGCUCCCUACGACCCCGACUGGUUCUAUGUCAGGUGUGCUGCCAUUCUCCGCCACAUCUACAUCCGCUCACCUGUUGGAGUCAAGACUGUCACCAAAAUCUUCGGUGGUCGCAAACGUAAUGGAGUCACACCCUCACACUUCUGCAGGUCAUCAGGCAGCAUUGCCCGCAAAGCCCUCCAAGCCCUUGAAGCACUAAAAAUGGUAGAAAAGGUUCAAGAUGGUGGUCGCAUUCUUACUGUUCAGGGCAGACGUGACCUGGACAGAAUUGCCGCGCAGGUCCGCCUAAAGGCUAAGCAGGCCGCCAAGCAGCAAGUCAUCGUUCUUUUAGUUUCUUUGAAAUAUUGGAUUCGAUUGGAUGUGCUUUGGAUAUGCAGUGACUACAAAAUGUUGUUAGUAUUUGGACGUGGAAUCGGCUUCAUAGUAUUAGUGAGUUUGUUAUCGUGUGUUGUAUCUUUGCGUCAGUAUGGAACGCCGAGUAACACAUUAUACGUAGCUGAAGACUUGGAGCCGAGUCGUGGAAAAUUGCAAAUUAUCAAUAGAAACAUUGAGAAUGAAGACAGCUCUCAUUUGGAAAGGAGAAAACGUGAAGCGACAACAUUAACGACUCCCGCUAUUCAGAAAAACAUAAGUACAUGGACAACACAUCUAAAUGACAGCCAUCAGCAGUUGAUGGUGCACUGGGUGGGUGAAGGGUCCAAUGUGAUCAUCUGCCUGGCUAGGGAUUCAAGUCCUAGAAACAAAGGAGGUUUAUCACCAUCUGCCCUCUUUAUAUCUUAUGACUAUGGCAAGAACUUCACCAAUAAAACUGAAAGCUUCAAACUGGGUGAUGCACCAGACAGUGGAUAUGCUCAACUGGAUAAGUUCUUCAACCAUCCCAAAUACCCUGAAUUUUGUGUAUUCGUGGAUUCAACAAACAAGAAACUUUUCUACACUAGUGACAAUGGACGCACCAUCCACCGGUCGGACCUCUCUUUUCACCCCAGUGAGCUAUCUUUCGAUGAGGAGUUUCCUGACAAAUACGUUAUUUUGGAUAAAGUCGUCACCAAUAGAAAACUGUACCUGACGCUAGACGGCGGAAAAACAUUCAAGAUGAUCCAAAGUUACGUGAAAACCUUCUUCUGGUCUUCGGGUCCUGGUUUCUCGAAGGUGUUCUACAUGGAGCGCUGGAAGCCUGAUGGAACGAGCACAGUGUUCAGCGCGAGCGAUCCUACUGACCUGGUCAAUGCUGAGAUUCUGUUCGAAGAGGCCAAAGACUUCCAAAUCAAAGGAGAUUACAUGUUCGCCACCAAACAAUCCAAAGACGUAAGUUUUUUUUUAUUUUUAUAAACGCGGAAGUUACUC
Molecule: messenger RNA, 1562 nt
Organism: Spodoptera litura
Lineage: Eukaryota; Metazoa; Arthropoda; Insecta; Lepidoptera; Noctuidae
Source: RefSeq, a predicted model, not a curated record